Messenger RNA from Nicotiana attenuata, 1104 nucleotides. RefSeq lists its product as uncharacterized. NCBI's taxonomy places the organism in Eukaryota, Viridiplantae, Streptophyta, Magnoliopsida, Solanales, Solanaceae. The coding region runs from base 1 to 1104 and encodes 367 amino acids. The transcript is spliced from 4 exons. The record is from RefSeq and is a predicted model, not a curated record.
AUGGUGUAUGAAUUCAAUGAUCCAGCACUAAGGUCUGGUUUGUGGAGAGACAUAACGAUUAUAGCUAAUCAAGUGCUAGGGGCAUGGGAAAUUAUGGGAGAUUUCAACUCUAUACUCAAUCAAGAGGAUAGAGUGGGAAGUAAGGUGAGUUAUGUAAAAAUAAAGGAGUUUAAGGAAUGCGUUGAGCAAUGUGGACUAAAAGAACUGAAAUCAUCGGGGUGUUUUUAUACAUGGAGCAACAAACAAGAUGGACCAGAUAGAGUACUAAACAGGAUUGACAGGGUGAAUAAGUUGCCAGCAUAUGAGGUUCAUUAUGAUCAUAGUCCUGUAAUGAUCAAAUGGGAGGGAACUGGUACUCCUAACAUAAGGAUAUUCAGAUAUUACAACAUGUGGAGCAUGGACAAUUCCUACAUGACAAGAGUGGAGGGUAGCUGGAGACAACUAACAAAGGGGACAAGCAUGUUCAAAGUUGUGGGAAAAUUAAACAGACUUAAAAAAGUGAUGCUAAAGUUGAAUAAAGACAAGUUUGCAGAAGUGGAGAAACAGGAAGAUGAAAGCAUGAAAAAGCUGGUAGAGUGUCAAGAGAAAAUACAAAAGGGACCCAGGAAUGAACUGCUAUUCAAAGAGGAGAAAGAGUUGACGAAGAAAUACAUAUACUGGAAGGAAGCAAAAAUAAACUACUUGCAGCAGAAAAGAGAAACAGUUCCAUCAACAUAUGCGGUAGCUGAUGCUUUUAGUGAAUUCUAUGCAAGGCUACUAGGCACUGACCGGCAGAGCAGAGAUCAUGUGGAAGUUAAAGAAGCACUAUGGGAUAUAGAAGGGACAAAGGCACCAGACCCUGAUGGGUAUGGCAGCCAAUUUUUCAAGGAUACCUGGACCAUUGUAGGUGGGGAUGUCACUGUAGCUGUGCUGGAAUUUUUUCAAUCUGGGAAAAUGCUCAAAGCUCUCAACAGUACAAUGAUCACUCUUAUACCAAAAACUUCUCAUGCUACAACAGUUGAAGAUUAUAGACCUACAACAUGCUAUCCGGUUUUGGAUGACCCGAGAGCGUUUUGGCGCCUAAUAGUGAAAAUUGGUUCUUUGAAGUUUUUUGAAGUUUUUUAA